Messenger RNA from Nothobranchius furzeri (turquoise killifish), 5512 nucleotides. Its product is annotated as adenylate cyclase type 2. The record is from RefSeq and is a predicted model, not a curated record. Gene Ontology annotation, biological process: adenylate cyclase-inhibiting G protein-coupled receptor signaling pathway; cAMP biosynthetic process; adenylate cyclase-activating G protein-coupled receptor signaling pathway. Gene Ontology annotation, molecular function: adenylate cyclase activity. Gene Ontology annotation, cellular component: plasma membrane. Lineage: Eukaryota; Metazoa; Chordata; Actinopteri; Cyprinodontiformes; Nothobranchiidae.
CUGCUGUGCUCGUGCCCGCCGGCGCACGCCCACGCGCGCUCUCCUUCAGCAGCUCACGCAGUCGCUCGCGCGCUGAAGGAAGGAGACGCGGACUUUCUAACGGCUGAUUUUAAAAGGACAAAAAGGACUUGUGUGGUUUACAAAAGUUUUGUGCUCGCGUUAGGCUCGCUGGUAACUCUCCGGUCAUUGCUCCGGGAUCGUUACCUCAGGAGGAUGGCGGAGGACGCGGAGCGGCCGGGGACUCGUCACAGCAAAGUUAAAACUGACUGGGAGGUCGGUGAAAACCAAAUGACACAAUGAGGGAGACUCGGCUUCCUCCAAGUAUGGGACAACAUUCAACGGAAGAGAUGAUGCUCCAGUUAAAGAUUCCUUAUCGAUUUCUGGAAUCUUAACGUCAGUUUUGACCAUCCUUUAUAGACCGAAGAGCUGGACUCUCUGUGGAAUAUUCUCCAGAUCGCCUGAUUUCUUUUUUAGAUUUUGAUUAUUUCACCUGACAUACAGAAAUAUUUUCUAAUCUGGAAGUUUACAAGUCUUGACAAGGAGAAGAUCAAGUUGCAAGGAUAAUUCUAGUAGGUAUUUAUCACACAGAGGAGUCGACGGCAGCAUUCUUGCACCUAUCGCCAUGCCAGACGAGUUCCAAAGCUUUCAGGACAAGUCGAGGCCUGGAGGCGAGGCGUCACAGGCGUCCUUAGUGCCUAACGUUGUUGUCAUAUCCAGCAAUGGGAAGGGCAAAAGUGAUUUUUUGCAGCUUGAUGACUUCAGUCACGCAACAAAGGGCCCCGCACAGCCUGCAUACAGCAGUGGCAGAAACGUUUUAAAAGAAAAUAGCAGCACAACUAAGCCCCCAGGUGAGAGCAGGUCAGGACUUGGUGGGUCCCCAGGUUCUGUACAGAUGGGUGAGGUGAAAACUGCACAUGCUCCUGAACCCCUCAAGACCGUUUCUGUGUUCAAGGGGAGAGAAUUGACUCCACAGAGGAUGGAUGAUGCUGCUCCAGUCAGCCUGUCCUGUGAGAAUGGCAGCAGCACUUCACUGCAACUGAACAGCGGCACCGAUUCGGACUACGGCAGCACAAAGUCCGACCGUUGUAAUGCACGCACUAGUUUCAGCUCCGACAUUGGGGAUGAAGAUUUUUUAGAGCUUGAUGGAAAGGCGUUUGAGAAGACCAGCUCCAUCUCUGCUGUCAAUCUGUCUGAAUCCAGUUUAGAUGUUUCUAAAUCAAAUAAAGUCGCCAAAGACCGCCCCGGCGAUAACAGAGACCUUCAGUUUUCAGAAUUGACUGAUAAAUCCAAUGUUGGGUGCAGCUCCUCUGGAUUUCCAGACGUUUCCUUCCAAGUUAGUCAAACCAGAGACAGCAUAGAUGUCAGGUCAUCUGUGCAGGAUGAAGACGAUGACGGACAAAGCACUCGGUCCAGGCGGAGUGUGAGAGAGGGGUUGUGUUGUUGCUAUCAGACCACCAACAGGGCUUUCCUUCGAUGUGUUGAAGAGACCCCAGCCAUGUUGUCUGGUCUGGUGCUGUCCUUGAUCUUCUGUGUGGUCAUCAUCGUCGUCAUUCCUACUACAAGGCCUCAGGAAGUGAACCAGCAUGUUGCUGCCCUGGCGGUGGUAUGUGUGGUUCUCUGCCUGAGUGUGCUCCUUUUGGUCUGCCUGCCCUGGCUGGCCACUAUGAGGCGCUGUGGAGGAGCUCUGGCCCUCUUUGUUUGGGGAACUCUUUACAUCACCGCCAUGGUCUUCGUCUUCACAGGGGGGGCUGUGACGGCAUGGGAACAAGUGGCAUUUUUCCUCUUCCUCUCCCUGAGCGUGUACACCGUGUUGCCCCUGUCUCUGGCCUGGGCCCUCAUGGUUGGGAUUGGGACCAGUCUUUCACACAUCAUCAUCAUCAGUGUUUUUGUCACCAUCAAGAGCCCAAACACACCACAGUUGGCUGAGCAGCUGGUGGCGAAUGCUAUGCUGCUGGUGUGCGUGAACUGGGUUGGAUUCUUUCACCUGUGGAUGACCGAGAAAAAUCUCAGGAUGUCCAAUCGCAAGAGACAGGAUUUCAGCGCCAUACACAGCAAGAAGGAGAUAAAACAAAUUCAGCAGGAAGGGCUUCUGCUGUCCGUGUUGCCGCGCUACAUUGCUUUGAAGAUAAAGACUGAGAAAAUAAAGAAAUCACAAAAGACCAAGGAAGGAAAGGAUGACGAGAACAAGAUGGCAAACUUCCACAACCUUUAUGUGGCGCAAUACAAAAAUGUCAGCAUCCUGUAUGCAGACAUCGUUGGCUUCACAAAGCUGGCCAGUACCUGCUCCCCAGAGGAGCUGGUCGCUGUCCUCAACAAGCUUUUUGGCAGAUUUGAUGACAUCGCCAUGAAGAAUGGGUGUCUUCGCAUCAAGAUCCUGGGUGACUGCUACUAUUGUGUGUCCGGCUUACCUGAGCCCAUUCCUGACCACGCCAAGAACUGUGUUCAGAUGGGCUUGGACAUGUGCACUGCCAUCGGUAACCUGCGAGAGGUGACAAGGGUUGACAUAAACAUGAGGGUUGGCAUUCACACCGGCAAUGUGCUCUCUGGUGUGAUUGGUGAACAGAAGUGGCAGUACGACGUGUGGUCAGAUGAUGUUACUUUAGCCAAUCAGAUGGAGUCUGGAGGAGUUCCUGGGCGAGUCCACAUAACAGAGGAAACGCUGCAGCAUUUGAACAGAAAAUACAAAGUGGAAGAUGGGAACGGAGAAAGUCGAAAUCCUCAUCUCAAAGGAAGAAAAACGUAUCUCGUAAUUGAUCCUGACAAGGCUAACAGUGUCUCCAAACGGCCUAAUGGGGCUCAGAUUCUGGCACCAGGCCUGAGCAGGCAGAGGGCAUCUGUCCGAAUGUCUCAGUACCUCCAGUCCUGGUCCAUCAUCCACCCUUUUGCUGACCUAAGAAACCCUGAAAAAAAGAAGCAUCUGAGGCCCUUUAAGGAUAUAAUCAAGCGAUCACAAUUUGCAAAAGAAGGACCACACGGCCGUGACAACCCCAACCGCCUUUCUGUUGAUAGCAGUAUACGGGGAUCAGUGGACACUGUGGACAUUGUCGGGAAGAAAGCAAAGAAACUCAACUGGUUGACUCUGCUGUUCAAUGACUUCAAAUUAGAGAGAGAGUUUCGCCUCUCGGAGGUGACCGGUUUACACCACUCUAUGAGCUGCGCUGCAGGGAUCUUCAUCACUCUUUUUAUUGUCCAGAUGCUCGUGUCUGAAAUGAACUAUCAGAUUGGAAUAUCAUAUGGUGUGACGUUUCUAGGAAUGCUGCUACUUCAGUUGAUUACGGCCACAGGAUACUUGGAGAAAUGGCGCUCUAAGAUGCCUUUGUGUGGCCAGUGGUUACUAAAGCUGUCAGACGGGAUCUCGACUAUAGUCGUGGUCAGGAUGUUUCUGGUCAUUCUCUGUGUGCUCAUCAUCUUGCUCAUGGCUAUCCUCAACUUGUUCUUCCUCCCUGGAAACAACUCCACCUCAGUGGCUAACACAACGGAGCUAGAAGGGCUCAGACUGUACGCUCUGCCUUAUUACAUGUACUGCUGCCUGCUGGCCAUGCUGGGUGUCCUCAUGUUCAUCAGGAUAUGCUUCUCUGUGAAGGCACUCCUGCUCACCCUGGCUGUGGUGGUCUACCUGGCCCUCUUCCUUUAUGUUUACGCUCCCAUGUCCAGCCACCUUGUUGACCUGCAGUACAAUGGCACAAAGCCCGGAGUCCUGAAGGACCCUCAGAUCAUGUCUGGGAUUUGGCUGGUCAUCUUUUACAUUGUGUGCCUCAUACUAGCCAGAAGGGAUGAGCUGACUUGUCGCGUGGACUUCCUGCUGGAGCGUUGUUUCAAGGCAGAGCAGGAUGAGAUGGAGACCAUGGAGAACAUCAACAAGCUCCUGCUAGAAAACGUCAUGCCGUUGCACGUCGCCUGUUUCUUCAUGGGCAAGACCGUUCGCAAUCAAGACCUGUACAGCGAGUCUCAUGAAAGUGUGUGUGUGAUGUUUGCAUCCAUACCGGAGUUCAAAGACUUUUACACCGAGAGCAACGUCAACGGGGACGGUCUGGAGUGUUUGCGCUUCCUCAAUGAAAUUAUUGUCGACUUUGAUGGGCUGCUCUCAAAGCCCAAGUUUUCAUCUGUAGAGAAAAUCAAGACGAUCGGCAGCACCUACAUGGCUGCUGUGGGGCUGAAACACUCCCCACAAGGAGAGGAACACAAGAAAUUUGACAUGUCCUACAGCCAUGUGCACUCCAUGUUGGAGUUUGCAAUUGCAAUGAUGGGGAAACUGGAGCAAAUCAACACACACUCAUUUAACACCUUCAAACUCCGGAUCGGAAUAAAUCACGGCCCAGUGAUUGCAGGAGUUAUCGGAGCCCAUAAACCUCAGUAUGAUAUCUGGGGGAACACUGUUAAUGUUGCCAGUAGGAUGGACAGCACGGGGGAGCUGAACAGGAUACAGGUUACAGAAGAGACGUCUCAAAUUGUCCAGAGUGUAGGAUACGACGUCACACUCCGUGGAAAGGUCAACGUGAAGGGCAAAGGAGAGCUGACUACCUACUAUGUCAACACAGAUCAGUCAUCUCCUCAGUUCUGAUCCGGCUUACUGUAUGAAGCUGCAGCGGUCUGUUGGAUCCAACAACACACUACAGGACUCGUUCUGGUUUUAUACGAAAGACUCUUGCUGAAAUGCAUCAACACUCAUCUGCAAAGUGGCUGCCUUUGUCUUUGGAUGGGACACUAAAACAAUCCUGCACAUGAGACUACAACUGAAGGAGUUUUCAGCUCGUGGACGUAUCACAAUGCUGACUCUGUACUGUAAUAUCCUACAAGCAUUUACUCCAAAAUAUGCUUUUUUAUGUUUUUUUACAGGAUCUUUACUAUGGCUGACUCACAUGCACAUGACAAUGUGCAUCAAUAUUAUUAUAUAAAUGUGGUUCACUUUUACAUAAAUAGUCUUUUUCAAACAACAAAUGAAACUAAUAUGAAGGAAUUGUUCAUAAUUGUUUUCAUGUGCAAGAAGCCUUAGGUUUAGAUAUGUCUAAAUGCACUAAAACGGUACAGAUCAUUUUGUGUUUUUAAAGGUUAUAAAAAAAUCUGGUAAAGAAUUGUUUAAAUACAUAAAAUGUUGCAUCUUUAAAAUUCAAUGGGUGGGGAAAAAAAAACUUUAAAAUGAAGCUGGAAUGACAUGAAGAUGACCAGUUUGGUCAGCUUUUCCACCUGAUUUGGUGAAAGUUCAGGAGUCACUGGUGGCUCUGCUUCACUGAGACCAUGUUGCUGGGAAAUAUGGUUUCAUAUAUGACUCAAACUAACGUUUAAUCAACAGGAAGGAUCUGUACGUGUUAAACUAUGCCAUGAAAAUCUGCAUGAUAAACCUAACUGCACUUUUUUAGCAUUUUAACAAAAAUCUUCAUGCUGCAUUUAUUUGGUUUUCCUCUUCUGUGAUGUUUCUGUCAGGGUGAAGAACUGUGAAUCUGUGUGUUCACUGUAUGGAAAUAUUUUUCUAUUGUAUUUAUAAAGCAAUAAAAAGCUACAUGUACUGAUCAUA